This is a messenger RNA of Diorhabda carinulata, 1784 nucleotides long. RefSeq names its product putative ATPase N2B. Lineage: Eukaryota; Metazoa; Arthropoda; Insecta; Coleoptera; Chrysomelidae. The record is from RefSeq and is a predicted model, not a curated record. The transcript has 3 exons. Gene Ontology annotation, cellular component: mitochondrion; cytoplasm. The coding region runs from base 204 to 1523 and encodes 439 amino acids. Gene Ontology annotation, molecular function: ATP binding; ATP hydrolysis activity.
UUAAAAAUAUAGGUUAAGUUAAUUGACAAAAUCCCUAUUUUUUUCAAGGACCAGAUGCUCAUAGUAAAUAAUAAUUACGUAAACGAUUUAUUAUGAUUUUUUUUCCUUAUCUGGCAAUGGGUACUUAACAGCCAUGUAUCGAAUUGAUUUAUACAGCAAACCAAUAUUUUUGUUUCUUCAUUAGUUGAUUCUAGAUAGGAAAGAUGUUGAAUUUAAGAAGAUUACUUUUAGUUAAUGAAAAACGGACAAAUUUGGUACAAAAAUGUCAGUAUUCGUUACGUAUAGAUCACGAAACUUUAACCGAAGGACCCCUCCAACAAUUAGAAAACAAAAUAAACAAUAAGGAAUUACAAAAAGAUGAAGUACAAAAAAGAAUAGCGCAACAACUUCAAAAAGUAUAUAAUGACAUCAAAGGAUAUAAACCUGUUGCUACAAAUAUUUUUAGUAAAAUUUUUACUCGUAGAAAAUCAGCUCCUAAAGGUUUAUACAUUUACGGAGCCGUUGGAGGCGGUAAGACUAUGUUAAUGGAUAUAUUUUUCGAUAGUUGCAAUAUAGAGAAGAAAUCUAGGGUGCACUUCAACGCAUUUAUGUUGCAAGUCCAUAAGAAGAUGCAUGAAUUGAAACAAGAAAUCAUCGUGGAUUAUUCUCAGAGGAAACCAAAACCAUUUGAUCCGAUUCCUCCAGUUGCCGACAGUAUUAUAGAUAAAUCUUGGUUAAUAUGUUUUGAUGAGUUUCAGGUAACAGAUGUAGCAGAUGCCAUGAUCCUUAAACGAUUAUUUACACAUUUAUUUGAACGUGGAGCAGUUGUAAUUGCAACUAGUAACCGCCGACCGGAAGAUUUAUACAAAAACGGAUUGCAAAGAUCAAAUUUUGUACCUUUCAUAACAGUUUUAAAAAACCACUGCAAUGAAGCUAACUUAGACUCAGGAAUUGAUUAUAGAUUACGAGCUAUUGGUGCUAAAACUAAUUAUUUCGAAAAAACUAAAUAUAAAAUCGAUCCUAUUAUACAAAUAUUCAAAAUUCUUACUGCGAAAGAAAACGAUGUUGUCCGUAGUAAAACUUUCAAUAUAAUGGGUCGAAACGUUGAUUUUAGGAAAGUUUGUGGUGGAGUUUUGGAAACUACGUUCGAUGAAUUAUGUGCCAGACCUCUUGGAGCUAACGAUUAUUUACAUCUAACGCAAUUUUUCCAUACAAUUAUCAUUAAAGACGUACCGCGAAUUGAUUUAUAUAAAAUGAGAUCUGAAGGGAGGAGAUUUAUUACACUCAUCGAUGCGUUAUAUGAUAAUAGAACAAAGGUUAUCAUUUCGGCGGAUGUACCUAUCAAAGAUUUAUUUUACGUACCUUCGAUGAAACCAGAUGAAAUCAGGGAUGAAGAUAGAAUGUUGAUGGAUGAUUUGAAAAUGGGGGAAAAUGAUUUGGAGGCGAAUAUAUUUACGGGAGCUGAGGAGAUAUUCGCUUUUGAUAGGACGUUAUCUCGGUUAAACGAAAUGCAAAGCGAAGAUUAUUGGGGAAAGAAAAAGUAGUACUUAAUUUCAACUGAAUUAUGAUUGAAUAAGUACUUAUUUUGUGCUUAAAUUGUAGGUGUUUGUUGUUCAUUGAUGGUGAUCAAAAUUUGAAAAAUUAUUAGUCGAGUAAUUUAUUUUAAACUUGUUUUAUGACUUUCUUUUCUAAAAUUUUAAUGGAAAAUAGUUGCUAUAGAAAUUUUAUUGUAAAAGAUUUCUAAAGAUUAUAAUUUUUAUGGAAAAAAAAUUGUUGAAUCAGUAUUUAUAAAUAUUUUUUGUUUC